UUUUCAAUCUAAAUUAUUAAUAUUAUAUAAAAUUCAUAUUUUAUUUAAUUAAUUAUCCCUAAAUUUAUAGCAUCUAUAACAAACGAAAGCUUUCUUAUAAUAAUAAAGGAUCGAUUUGAUGUGCGCUCUGUUAUCCCAAUAUGGCUCAAAUCCCAAAAUAUUAAUACAUACGAUGAACAUCGAAAAUUAUUAUAAUCGUGACUGUGACAGUUCUAUUCCUUACCAGUGCAAUAAUAAUAUUAUAAACGCAAAGGAAUAUUUUGACGUGAGUAAGUUUAAAUCGAAAUCAUCGAAUAAUAACAUCGUCCUCUCUUCUCCCAUAACUCUUAAUAAUAAUAUUAGUAAACCUAAACAAUCGCAAUACACUCACGUAUUCAACUUCGCUGACAGUCAGAGACAUAUUAUCAUGCCUUCCGAGAUGCCCGAGAAAAACGAAUUUAAAAAAUUACAAUCUACGACACAAAACGAUCAGGGUAAUCAUAAUAACAUUCAUGAACACGAUAUAAAAAAAUCUUCGGACACCACCGCAUUCGAAGACGAAACGAGUGAGAGCGAGAUGGACCUUACAGAACCCGAAAGGGGAAAAUGCAAUGGUAGUAAUAACAGGAAAAGGACAGCCUUCAACAGUCACCAACUAAAUAUACUGGAGAAAGAAUUUCGAACCAAAAAAUAUUUGUCUCUCAACGAAAGAUCUGAAAUGGCCUCCUCCUUGAAACUCACCGAAUCUCAAGUAAAAAUUUGGUUCCAAAACAGGAGGGCUAAAUGGAAGCGACUUAAGGCUAGUGGGCGUAAUUCGAUACUUUCUAUGCCCCAAUCCCGUGGAAUUGAUGAUCAAGGUUUCAAUAAUGAUACCAGUAAUAACCCUGAAUAUUUUAAUGGUACCAAUGAGAGUCAAAAUGAUGUUAUAUCGCAAAACUUCUGGAGACAGAGAUCUAAAUGGACGAACGAAGAGGUGAAUGGUAAUAAUUUAGGGAAUAUUAACAGUAAACCCAGGACAAACAUUAAUAAAAUAGUCGUGCCCAUUCCAAUACACGUUAGUAGAUUGGCUUACAGGAAUCAGCAUCAAAGUCGUCACAAUCACAAUUAAAUUUAUUUAAAAUGCCUUUUUUUGGGAGGAAGGAAAUAAUCUGUACAUGUAUAUAAUAUAGUCCCUUCUCUUUAAGUUAUUCGUUUUGUAAUUGUAUAUAUCACGAAAUCUCUGUAAAGUGCAUUUAAUUUAUUUCUAAAAUCUUGAACAGGGUAAAAUAUGAAACAUGGUCAAAACUCAUAAAUUAAAUUAUUUAUUUUAUCAAUAUUUAUAACUUAACAGGGUAAUGAUA
Messenger RNA from Gordionus sp. m RMFG-2023, 1319 nucleotides. Its product is annotated as homeobox protein Hox-B7a-like. The coding region runs from base 119 to 1087 and encodes 322 amino acids. The record is from RefSeq and is a predicted model, not a curated record. The transcript has a single exon. Gene Ontology annotation, biological process: regulation of nervous system development; regulation of transcription by RNA polymerase II. NCBI's taxonomy places the organism in Eukaryota, Metazoa, Nematomorpha, Gordioida, Chordodea, Parachordodidae. Gene Ontology annotation, molecular function: RNA polymerase II transcription regulatory region sequence-specific DNA binding; DNA-binding transcription factor activity, RNA polymerase II-specific. Gene Ontology annotation, cellular component: nucleus.